AGUUCACCCGUGAAAAAAAAAAAGCCCCAGAGAGAUGACGAAUCAGUCGGAGGCAGACACUUUCCCCGACCCCAAGGACGCGCAAGGGGGCAAACUCUCCCCUCCCGGUGGUGCGCACGGAGACGCCGACGCCCGUCACGGUCACACCCUCCAUGGAGCAAGAGCGGGAGACAACUUCUCUCCGUCCACGCAGCCUCCGCCGUCCGCCUCUGCAGGAGCCAUGUUCCCUUACCCGAGCCAGCACGCCGCCGCGCACGCCGCCGCCGCGCACGCCGCCGCCGCGCACGCCGCCUUCUCCAUCGGCAGCCCCGGCCGCUACGUGGCCCACCACCACCCGGUGCUCGCCAACGGAGCCUACAACGGCCUGCUGAGCAACUCGUCCGCCCAGGGCUACCCGCCGCCGGCGCCGCCGCCGCCGCCGCCCCCGCCGCCGGCCGCCGGCUACCCGUACGCGCAGCAGUACGGAGCCGCGUACCAGGGAGGCGCCUUCUACCAGUUCUCCUCGGCGCAGGCCGCCGGGCUGCAGGUGCCGGGCAAGGCGCAGGUGUACCUGUGCAACAGGGCCCUGUGGCUCAAGUUCCACAGACACCAGACGGAGAUGAUCAUCACUAAGCAGGGACGGAGAAUGUUCCCGUUUCUCAGCUUCAACAUUUCCGGCCUGGACCCAAUUGCGCACUACAACAUUUUUGUGGACGUUAUCCUGGCUGAUCCAAAUCACUGGAGGUUCCAAGGAGGCAAGUGGGUGCCCUGCGGAAAGGCAGACACCAAUGUCGUAGGAAAUCGAGUUUACAUGCACCCUGACUCGCCUAACACAGGUGCGCACUGGAUGCGUCAGGAGAUCUCUUUUGGCAAAUUAAAGCUCACAAACAAUAAAGGCGCAUCCAACAACACGGGACAGAUGGUGGUCCUGCAGUCUCUGCACCAAUACCAGCCCAGGCUGCACGUGGUGGAAGUCAACGAGGACGGCACGGAGGACAGCAGCCAGCCGGGAAGAGUGCAGACGUUCACCUUCACCGAAACGCAGUUCAUCGCCGUCACGGCCUACCAGAACACCGACAUUACUCAACUGAAAAUUGACCACAACCCAUUUGCAAAAGGAUUUCGGGACAACUAUGACACCGUGUACACAGGCUGCGACAUCGACCGUCUCACUCCGUCGCCGGGCGAGUCCCCCCGGCCCCGCUACGCCGUGCACAGCCCCUUCCUCCAGGAGCAGUUCGUCAGCUCUUACGCCAAAUCUCGCUUCCACCCCGGCGUGGCGGCGGCGGACCGCGGCGUGCCCCUCGGCAACAGCUUGCAGAGCGACGAGCCCCCGGUGGGCGGCCCCCCGCAGCGCUGGUUCGUCUCUCCUGCCAACAACCGACUGGACUUCGCCGAGGCCGCCGACUUCGCCGGUAACGCCGCCACCCUGCUGUCGUACGCCGCGGCCGGAGUCAAGGCGCUCCCCUGCUCCAACCGGGCCCUCGGCUACUACGCGGACCCUUCCGGCUGGGGGGGACGCACCCCUCCGCAGUACUGCGCCAAAGCCAGCUCCGGCGACUCGGUCCCCACGCAGAGGUCGCCCGUCGGCUCGGAGGAACCGGCCAAAGCCAAAGACAUGACCUCCGAGACCGGCUGGAUAGAGACGCCGUCGUCCAUCAAGUCCAUCGACUCCAGCGACUCGGGCAUCUUCGAGGCGAUCAAACGGAGGCGGAUGUCGCCCUCGUCCACCCCGGUGGCGGACGCUGUGUCCCCGCUAAAGUCGUCGGACCUCCUGAGGGAGGACAAGACCUGCUCCAAGGACAUUGGCUACUACAGCUUCUACCCUUCCACAGUGUUGAGUCCGUGGAGAGAAGUUCUCAAGAUCAACCAGCAGAUGGCGACAGAUGCUCAGAUGCUGCUGUUCCUUGGUAGCAUGGAGCACAAAAACAGAUAUCCUCCACCACCACCCACGACACCACACGACACUGCAGCAAUGGACACGCAGGACCAGGGAGUACACAUGGAGCCACUGCUACCCACAAGAAGUGAUGAUGAAGCUGUGGUGGACAGAGGAGGAACACGCUCGCAGCAAAGCACCAACUUCGAGCAGGAAGAUCUUGAAGGCCACAGGACUCUGUACAUCGGAGUUCACGUCCCUUUGGGCAGCACCAGACACCGCAGCCAUCGCAGGCACCGUCACCAUGGUAACAAACACAAACGGAGGAGCAGGGAGUGGGCCCUCCCAUUGCUGGAAGGGAGAGAGUCUCCCAUCUACGACACUCCCUCCCAGAGGGUUCAGUUCCUCCUUGGGACGGAAGAUGAGGAUGAGGAGCACAUUCCUCACGCUCUUUUCACAGAGAUGGAUGAGCUCUUCAUGAAGGAGGGCGAGGAUUCUGAGUGGCGGGAGAGCGCCAGGUGGCUGAAGUUUGAGGAGGACGUGGAGGACGGCGGAGAGCGCUGGAGUAAACCCUAUGUGGCCACGCUGUCGCUGCACAGCCUGUUCGAGCUGCGCAGCUGCAUCAUCAACGGCACCGUGCUGCUCGACAUGAGGGCCGGCGCCAUCGAGGAAAUUGCAGAUAUGGUGCUGGACCACCAGGAGCUGUACUCGCCACUGGGCGACGAGCUCCGAAAGAAAGUGCACGAAGCGCUGCUGAAGCGACACCAUCACCAGAACCAGAAGAAGCUGGCCAAUCGCCUGCCUAUCGUACGCUCGCUCGCUGACAUGGGUCGACGGACUUCAGACGUCCACCUGGACAAGAAUGGUCAGAUGACAUCGUCCCAGUCUCAUUUAGCAGGUCCAGAUGGGAAAGGGGAUGUCACCAGAGAAAACAGCUCUGUGGACUUGAGCAAGAUGGACCUUCAUUUCAUGAAGAAGAUCCCGCCGGGCGCUGAGGCGUGCAAUGUUUUAGUAGGAGAGUUGGACUUUCUCAACAAGCCCGUGGUGGCCUUUGUGCGUCUUUCACCCGCCGUUCUUCUCAGCGGGAUGGCUGAGGUUCCCAUCGCCACCAGGUUUCUGUUUAUUCUCUUGGGACCCGUUGGAAGAGGCCCUCAGUACCACGAGAUUGGACGGUCCAUAGCUACGCUCAUGACAGAUGAGGUUUUCCAUGAUGUAGCAUAUAAAGCUAAGGACCGAAAUGAUCUGAUUGCUGGGAUUGACGAAUUCCUCGAUCAAGUAACAGUCUUGCCACCAGGAGAGUGGGAUCCAUCCAUUAGAAUAGAACCGCCCAAAAAUGUACCUUCUCAAGAGAAGAGGAAGAAAAAUCUCCCAAAGGACUUAGCUGAGGCUAAUGAAGAGCAGCAUGAAGGCCAUGGAGGUCCUGAACUACAGCGCACGGGGAAAUGGUUUGGUGGUCUCGUUCUCGACAUCAAGCGUAAAGCCCCCCACUACCUGUCCGACUACAGUGACGCAUUCAGUUUGCAGUGCGUGGCCUCUUUCCUGUUCCUCUAUUGUGCCUGCAUGUCCCCUGUCAUCACCUUUGGAGGACUUCUGGGCGAGGCGACUGAAGGACGCAUAAGUGCGAUUGAGUCGCUGUUUGGGGCCUCGUUGACGGGAAUUGCCUAUUCCUUGCUUGCCGGGCAGCCACUCACCAUUCUGGGCAGCACGGGGCCAGUGCUUGUAUUUGAAAAGAUACUGUUCAAAUUUUGCAAGGAGUACGACCUGUCCUAUCUGUCCCUGAGGACCUGCAUCGGUCUGUGGACGGCUUUCCUGUGCAUCGUGCUGGUGGCUACAGACGCCAGUUCCUUGGUGUGUUACAUCACUCGAUUUACGGAGGAAGCCUUCGCCUCACUGAUCUGCAUCAUCUUCAUUUACGAGGCCUUGGAGAAACUGGUCUACAUGGGAGACUACUAUCCCUUUAACAAGAACAACAACCUGAACAAACUCAGCUUGUACUCAUGUUCAUGCGUUGAGCCUUCUGAUCCCACCAAUGGCACCCUGAAGUAUUGGGAAUUCAAUAACAUCACUGCGUCCGAGAUCUACUGGGAAGCGUUGGAGGUCAAGGACUGCUUUGAAAAGCGGGGCGAGUUUGUGGGCAGCGCCUGCGGUCCCGACGGACCUUACGUCCCCGACGUUCUCUUCUGGUGUGUCAUUCUCUUUUUCUCCACCGUCUUCAUGUCCUCGUUCCUCAAGGAGUUCAAGUUCAGAAGUUACUUCCCCACAAAGGUGAGGUCCAUCAUUAGUGAUUUUGCUGUUUUCAUCACCAUCUUCACCAUGGUCCUGGUUGACUACUCCUUAGGGAUCCCCUCUCCAAAACUGAAGGUUCCUAGUGUGUUUAAGCCAACCAGAGAUGAUCGAGGCUGGUUCAUCAACCCACUGGGGCCGAACCCCUGGUGGACCGUCGUCAUCACGCUGUUUCCAGCUCUGCUGUGCACCAUCCUCAUCUUCAUGGACCAGCAGAUCACAGCUGUCAUCAUCAACAGGAAGGAACACAAGCUUAAGAAAGGCUGCGGCUACCACCUGGAUCUGUUCAUGGUGGGCCUGAUGCUUGGCGUGUGCUCCCUGAUGGGCUUGCCGUGGUUCGUGGCGGCCACCGUCCUCUCCAUCACGCACGUCAACAGUCUGAAGCUGGAGUCGCAGUGCUCGGCGCCAGGCGAGCAGCCCAAGUUCCUGGGCAUCAGGGAGCAACGUUUCACCGGCCUCAUGAUCUUCGUGCUCAUGGGCUGCUCCGUCUUCAUGACGUCUGUGCUCAAGUUCAUUCCCAUGCCCGUCCUGUAUGGUGUAUUUCUCUAUAUGGGAGCAUCUUCCCUCCGAGGAAUACAGUUCUUUGACCGUCUCACACUGUUCGGCAUGCCAGCCAAGCACCAGCCAGAUUUCAUCUACCUGCGUCACGUACCCCUGAGGAAGGUCCAUCUGUUCACUUUCAUCCAGCUCAGCUGUUUGAUUCUUCUGUGGAUCAUCAAGACCUCCAAGGCCGCCAUCGUCUUCCCCAUGAUGGUGUUGGCUCUGGUGUUCAUCAGGAAGCUGAUGGACUGGAUCUUCACAAAGAGAGAGCUGAGCUGGUUGGACGACCUCAUGCCAGAGAGCAAGAAGAAGAAGCUGGAGGAUGCUGAGGGGGAGGAAGAACAGAGCAUCCUGGCCGAGGAAGAAGGCGUAGUGCAAGUGUCAAUGGAGGGAUGCAAAGGUUUACCCAUCAUCAACAUCACGGAUGAGAUGUCCAAAGGUUCUUUCGGAAACACUUGGAAUGCCACAAGCUAGGACAUUUGCAAAAACAUUUUAUGGUGAAGACAACAUUGGCAGUCCUCCCACACAACAUUAACCUGUGCCCUGAGGAACUGUGAAUUAUGGAACAGGACACCGGAAUGUGUUUGUCUCUGAGCUGUCUUAGUGUUUUUUUAUUUAUUUAUUUAUUUAUCCUUAGCCCUUUAUAUCAUCUCGUAAUCUGUGUAAGUGAAUCAGCAUAUGAAACCACGUGAGGAACUCUCAUUGUCUCAUGCUAAAAGCUUUGUUGAGGUCAAACUGACCUCAUUAAGAGAGCACUUUGUAUUUAUUUUGUAUUAUAGUUCUGUUGUUUGCUUAUAUCUGUUCGUCUUAGUUGUCGUCAGAGAUUUAUAAAAAAGGGAGAAAAGCCAUAAUGCAAUAUGAAAGUGAUGGCAACGGUUACUGUAUGUGCACACCAUAUCGUAACUUGUCAUACUUCUCAUACUUAUAUGCUUGUAUGAUAUUUGGUGUGGUGUAAUUUAUAUAUUUGAUCAAAACAUCUAAUAUUGUAAUCCUUAAAAGGUAAAUAAGAUAUUGUAAUAGUUCAAUGUUGAUAUACAGUAAGGCUUGUGUGUCAGAAAUGUGUAAUUUCAAUCAUUAAUCAUCAAUUAAUACAC
This is a messenger RNA of Phycodurus eques (leafy seadragon), 5775 nucleotides long. RefSeq names its product sodium-driven chloride bicarbonate exchanger-like. The record is from RefSeq and is a predicted model, not a curated record. Gene Ontology annotation, molecular function: solute:inorganic anion antiporter activity; sodium:bicarbonate symporter activity; monoatomic anion transmembrane transporter activity. Gene Ontology annotation, cellular component: basolateral plasma membrane; nucleus; plasma membrane. The coding region runs from base 35 to 5155 and encodes 1706 amino acids. Gene Ontology annotation, biological process: monoatomic anion transport; regulation of intracellular pH; transmembrane transport. The transcript is spliced from 34 exons. NCBI's taxonomy places the organism in Eukaryota, Metazoa, Chordata, Actinopteri, Syngnathiformes, Syngnathidae.